Molecule: messenger RNA, 825 nt
Organism: Cajanus cajan (pigeon pea)
Lineage: Eukaryota; Viridiplantae; Streptophyta; Magnoliopsida; Fabales; Fabaceae
Source: RefSeq, a predicted model, not a curated record
CAUGCGUUUUCGCUUUCCCAAUUCUUUCCCAUCUUUUCGUUAAGAAUAAAAACUACUUGACUUCGUUACAACCACAUCAACGCAUUGCCCCACUUUGAUUUCCUUGUUAACCUUGAACCUUAAACCUUAAACGAAUUAACCUUAAAUUCACCAUGACCCAAUCUAAGUCUAACAACCAAACGACAAAUUCUCCGUCAGUUAAAGAAGAAAGAGCAAAGCAAGAAUAUGAGGGUAUAAUGGAUCCUCAGAAAUGCUAUCAUAACAGGGAAACUCAUGGUCUGCAUAGUGGCAUCGAUGAGAACUCUUCAAUGGAUGAUGUUAGGGCUCCAAAUGUGUUUGAGCGUGCAAAGGAGGAGAUUCAAGCCCUUGUUCAAGUGUUACAUCACAAGAAAAAUGAUCCAACUUGUGAUAUAAGGGACGAAAAUCAAAUGGAUCAGUCAUCAAAACAUAAAGAAGAAGCCCCAAACUCUCCAUCAGUGGCAGAAAUGAAAACAAAGGCAGCAAGCAUACUUCGGAAAGCUAAGAAAGAGAUUAAAAGCAUCAUACACCAUGAUAAGUCUGAACACCAUCAUCAUAAAGAAACUCAUGGAAGGAAUGAUGAUAUUAAUGAGAGCACCCCUACCAAUGAAGUUAAGGGCCCCAAUGUAUAUGAAAGAGUAAAAGAAGAAUUUGAAGCUGUUUUCCAAGCUAUACAUCCUAAGAAUAAGAAGGAAACCUGACAAUUUUCCUGCCUUACCAUAUGUUGAAUCCAGUUUGAUUAGGAGGAUUAUGUGCCUAUGAUGUAAACUGUAAACAUAUGCUUAUGUAUAUUUUUUUAAUUUUGCA